AUGCCAUUUGAACUCACUCCAUUUAAUGAUAAGAAUGAUCUUGCAGAAUAUGUUAGAGCAUUCUCUAGUUUAACAGAUCCAACAACUAUUAGAUAUCUAUGUCGCACUCAUGUUCCAGGGUGGAGUAAUAUACCGGAAAAGUUCAUAUGUGUUAGUCAGAUAGUAGCUGGGUUGACUAAUCAGCUAUUUGAAGUAACUGUUACACUUGAGUCUGUAUCAAGCAAGUUAAAGCAUUCAAGAGUCUUAUUCCGUAUAUAUGGCACUUAUGUUGGUCGUCUAUAUGAUACGAAAGUUGAAGUUGAGGCUUUUAAGUAUUUAGGGAAAGUUGGGAUAGCUCCAGCUCUAAUUGCAGAUUUUACUGGUGGACGAAUAGAAGAAUUUAUUGAUGGUGAUCCUCUAACAGCUAAACAGUUGAAAAUAACAUCUGUAUGUACAGAUAUAGCUAGUAUUUUAGGAAGACUCCAUACUCUCAAUACAUCUAGAAAAGAUUUCCCAUCUUUUUUUGACAAGGAACCAAUAGCAUUUAAAAGGUUGAAACUUUGGAGAAGUGAAGUUGUGACACAGUUGUCACAUCUUGAUUCUGAUCUAUUAACUAAUAUUUGGACAUAUUUUGACAAGACAUUCCUAGAAGAAAUGUUAAAUGAAGCAAAUUCCAUUGAAAUUCUUAUACUAGGGGCUUCUCAAAGUCCUACUAUUUGUUCUAAGUUGGCAGAUAUAUCACUAGUAUACAAUGCAGUAUUUGCUCAUAAUGAUAUACAAGAAAAUAAUUUGCUACAGGUUUCAACUGGUUUAAAGAUGAUUGACUUUGAAUAUUCUAAUGUCAACUAUGCUGCGGCUGAUAUUGCAAAUUUCUUUUGUGAAUUUAUGUAUGACUAUUGUCAUGAUAAACCUCCAUAUUUUAUAGAAAUGAGGGAUUCUUACCCUUCAAAGUCUCUUCGUAAAGUUUUUGUUGCUGUAUAUUUAUCAAAAAUCAAACAAGAGGAAAUUUUACCUGAUGAUGAUAUUGUGAAUACAGCUGUUGAUAUAAUUGAGACAUUCACAUUAUUAUCACAUUUGUCAUGGGGAUUUUGGUCAAUUGCUAGGAUAUCUGGACAUCAUACAAAUUCUCUAGCCUUUGAUUUUAUACAAUACUCAAAAGUCCGCUUUCUUCAUUAUUUAGAUAAAAAGAAACAAUUAGUACAACAGGGAAUUUUACCACUAAAAUGGGAUAUAUAUUCUUGA
Cryptosporidium muris RN66 is the source of this 1221-nucleotide messenger RNA. Its product is annotated as choline/ethanolamine kinase protein, putative. The transcript has a single exon. The coding region runs from base 1 to 1221 and encodes 406 amino acids. NCBI's taxonomy places the organism in Eukaryota, Apicomplexa, Conoidasida, Eucoccidiorida, Cryptosporidiidae. Gene Ontology annotation, cellular component: cytoplasm. Gene Ontology annotation, biological process: phosphatidylcholine biosynthetic process; phosphatidylethanolamine biosynthetic process. The record is from RefSeq and is a predicted model, not a curated record. Gene Ontology annotation, molecular function: ethanolamine kinase activity; choline kinase activity.